UGUCGCGGCAGAUAAUAUAUUUUGUCGUUACUCACCGAAUUGGACAGCCACACAAGCUGAUCCCGUUCUUCGCUAAAAACAAUGUCGUUUUUACUCCGUCGCAGCAUCACCGGAACCACCAGGUUUCUCUCCGCUUCACGCUAUGUCUCCACCACGAGCCCUAACACUUAUUAUAUCAGCCACUGCCUUUUACUCUCACAGAACCAAAUUCCUACUUUUCCAUCCAAUCUAUCGUUCAUGAGAGAAAUCUCCACCUUUUCUAGCUCAAAAGAUAAGAAACAACAGGAUGGAGAGCUAUCAAUGGGAGGAAAGGUUUCCUGGGUUGAUGUGUACUUACCUAGACAAGUUAGACCUUAUGCACAUCUUGCUAGGAUAGAUAAGCAAAUUGGGACUUGGCUUCUUGCUUGGCCUACCAUGUGGUCAAUAACGUUGGCAGCUGCACCAGGAAAUCUUCCCGAUUAUAAGAUGAUUGGUCUGUUUGCUUUGGGUUCUUUGCUUGUAAGAAGCAUUGCGUGUACUAUAAAUGAUAUUCUUGAUAGAGACAUUGAUGCAAAGGUUGAUCGGACGAAGCGUAGACCGCUUGCAAGCGGGGUGUUGAAGCCAUCUCAAGGGGUUCUUUUUCUUGGUUUUCAGUUGUUUUUGGGUCUUGGGAUUCUUCUUCAACUGAAUAAUUAUAGCCGAGUUUUGGGAGUUUUAUCUAUGUUUCUCGUCUUCACCUAUCCCCUCAUGAAGAGAUUUACUUAUUGGCCUCAAGCUUAUCUUGGUUUUACAUUUAGCUGGGGAGCUUUACUGGGAUGGUCGGCAGUUAAAGGAUCUCUUGAUCCAGCCAUUGUUUUGCCUCUAUACGCUAGCGGUAUAUUUUGGACUCUCGUGUAUGAUACAAUAUAUGCACACCAGGACAAGGAAGAUGAUCUCAAAGUGGGUGUUAAAUCGACGGCCUUGUUGUUUGGGGAUUCAACAAAGGAGUGGAUUUCUGGGUUUGGAAUUGCAUGCAUUGGUGGUCUUGCCCUCAGUGGAUUCAACGCUGAUCUUGGGUGGCCAUUCUAUGCGUUUUUGGCAGCAGGUUCUGGACAAUUAGCUUGGCAAAUAUGGACAGUUAACCUAUCCUGCCCCGCUGAUUGCAGUAGAAAAUUUGUGUCCAACAAAUGGUUUGGGGCAAUUGUAUUCAGUGGGGUUUUACUUGGUAGACUUUGGUCGUAGAUGUGUAUUUGAGAAAUCUCUCCCCACUACCUGCUGAGGCUAAGGCUGCUAUGGAUGCUGCCAAGUUGCUUAAUCUUCAACAGCCUGUCAUUACAACAUUCUGUAUCUUUGAGACCAUAAACAUCAUAACUAUGUCUCGUCAAUCUGCAACAGCCUGUCCGUAGCUUGUUCCUUAAUCUAUUUUAUUAAAUUUAUACAUUAUAUUUUUGAGUUAA
Populus trichocarpa (black cottonwood) is the source of this 1415-nucleotide messenger RNA. Its product is annotated as 4-hydroxybenzoate polyprenyltransferase, mitochondrial. The transcript has 8 exons. The record is from RefSeq and is a predicted model, not a curated record. The coding region runs from base 82 to 1200 and encodes 372 amino acids. NCBI's taxonomy places the organism in Eukaryota, Viridiplantae, Streptophyta, Magnoliopsida, Malpighiales, Salicaceae. Gene Ontology annotation, biological process: ubiquinone biosynthetic process. Gene Ontology annotation, molecular function: prenyltransferase activity. Gene Ontology annotation, cellular component: mitochondrial inner membrane.